AUGGUUGACAACCGCUACGCCACGGCCCUGGUCAUCGCCUGCGUGCUGAGCACGCUGGCCACCGUGUACGUGUCGGUGGCCAUCGGGACGCAGCACUGGUACCAGUACAGCAGCCCCAGCGUGCGCGGGGAGGCCAACGUGUCUGAGCUGCGCUCCCUGUACGAGGAGUUCCUGGACGGGGAGUUUGACGAGAAAACUUACAGCGACACCCUGUUCCGCCUCAACGGCACCGUGGGCCUCUGGUGGCGGUGCGUGCUCGUCCCUGCCCACGCGCUUUGGCACAAGGAGCCAGGUACGUGGCUCACCUCACAUGCCAAAAUGGUGCUGGAGUGUCGAAGCUUCACUCUGUCUCAGCAGUUCACUCCCAAGUACAAAGAACCAGGAAAUCACAACAGUGGAGAGGACAUGCUGCGCACCUACUUGUGGAGGUGUCAGUUUCUGUUGCCACUGGUGUCACUGGGCUUAGUGGUGAUGGCAGCCCUGAUUGGCUUCUUCGCUUGCCUCUGCCGAAGCCUCACCCCAACCCUUGGCAUCGGAGUGCUUCACCUGCUGGCUGGUCUCUGCACAUUAGCCACAGUGUGCUGCUACCUGGCAGGGAUGGACCUGCUCCACAGGGUGUCUAUGCUCCCCGACAAGGUGGACGGCUCGCUGGGCUGGUCCCUGUACCUGGCUCUCAUCUCCUCGCCGCUCCACAUGAUGGCCGCCGCGCUGCUGGUGUGGGCGGCACGCAGCCACAGUCAGAAUUACUACCGCAUGACAGCCUACCGCGUUGCAUAGACUGAGCGCUGGGUGAAUUCAUACCCCGCUCUGACACCAAGAUGGAUUUUAUAGGAUGAUCUCAGAGGAGCGGGAUUUGGGUCAAUCUGCGCACCUCCGAUGGAUUAACGUGCAUGCACACUACAGUAAAGACCCUAUCUGCUGAAUUAAAAGAUUUGAUUUUCAUCUUUCUCUGGGAAUUGGUUUAAAAAACAGUCAAUCAGAAAGACGUGUAUAGCGCUGCACAUGCUUGGUUAAGAGUAGAUUACUACACGCUCAUUUAAUUCAAUAUACAUGCGUUCACAUCAGAAAAGUUCUGGAUCACAGGAUGGCUCCAUUUCACGUCUACUAUAGAAGGAUUGUCUCUACCAGGUUAAUUGCAGACACUGAAAAUGCAGUCACUUAAAAACCACAACACGUGUUCUGUGGUCUUACUCCCUGUACAAUUUGAUCUGGGUAGAAAGCAUUGAUGCAAAGGGGGGAGCGUCCAAAAUGCCCUGAACAAGCCACAGAGUCUGGAGAAUUUUCCUUUAAGGACACUUGAAGGUCCAGUGUGCAGAGUUAAGUGACAUCUAGUGGUGAGGUUUCAUGUUAGAACUGAAUAUUCAUCACCUCACUUUCCCGCUCCAAACAUGAAAGAGAACGUGUUGUUGCCAACAGUUGUUAAAAUGGGUUUAAUUUGUCCAGUUUGGGCCACUGUAAAAAAACAUAGCAGCCUCCGUAGAGAGUACCCAAUUGAAAACAUCGCUAGGAUUAUUUUAUAUAUUUAAAAUCUGCCAAUAGAUCCCUUUCACCUAAAUCUUCCACACUGGCCCUUUAAAGUACACUUAAAGACUCGGGUACAUACAUUGAAUUCACCUAAUUUCUGAGAUUCUUCCUGGAGGACAGAAUGUGACAUUCCUUGAAAAGCACAGUGCUUAAACAGGCGGGCGUGUCCCCGAUGGAUGUCUGUCAACAUGCGUCUUGUACAAAUUCCGGGCAUUAAAGGAAAAAUGUGGACUAUGUUCUAUAGACAGUGUGGUAGUGCAUUAGAGUGGGACGCAGCGAUUGUUUCACUGCCCUCUACUGGUUGAAAUCUGUUAGACUUCUGCUCACACCCCAGGAUGAAAACUGGGUGCGGUGACAUUUCUGAUGAUGUCCCAGACGCGCCCUGACUGUACUAACUCAAACAAUUGAAGAUAGUUAUUCUUACGUUGCGUAAUAAGCCUUUUACCAACAAGGUUCGAAGCACAGUCUGGGAAUGUGAAAGGUCAAAGGUCAGUUUUAUUAAGAUUGACGUUCGACUUAAUUGACAUUUAUUCACUUGUGGAAAUGAAGGUCACACGGUGUUUCAUGGAUAUUGUUUUGUUCGCUAUUUUGAAGUACGAUUUUAAUGUUUGACAGAUUUUUGUAGCUUUUUUUAGAAUAUGAAAAAUCCCUCAUGUACUCAACAGUAAAGGUACUUCUUUGUGUUCUUGUAUUCUCACUGAAAUAGGUCUCCAUGUCUUUUGUGAUUUAGUGAGUGCAUAUUGUUAUUUAUUUGAUUUAUAUUUGUUCCUUGAUUAUUAUUAUCUUUCAAUCAUUUCCUUCUUUUACCAUUAUGUGGAAAAAAAAAUUUCAGUCAAUAACAGGAUCUAAGGGAAACAGUUUCCGGUGAGGCAUUACGAAUGUACUUUAAAUGCCAUAUUAGGAUGAGCUACAGUAUUCCUUUGCACUUAAAUUAUUUUUGAACAUAUCUGAAUAUUGCUAUAGUGCUUGGUAGUGAAUUUCUAUUUUUUCACAAUGUAAAUGUCCCAAAAAAUCAAAUGAAUUUACAGAAAAUGCAGCUGUUACAUUUAAAAUCCUGCUGUAAGUUUCCAAUGAUAUAUAGAGUAUUAGUGCUCACAUGGUUAUAUGUGCUAAAGCCUGUGUAAUGAUGCAGCCUUUAAAUACAAGAUAUUCCUCAACCCCCCGAAUCCAAGAUAGAGUAAAUAGUGUAUAACAGUUGUAUGACCGUGCUUUUGUGAAUCUACAGUGAAUGUGUCGUCCAUCCUCCAUCUGAAUAUUGUGUGUGAGCAUAAGCAACUGCUGUGGUUUUAAUAAAAAAAAGUUUUGCAAAACUUUAUUUCACAGUCA
Messenger RNA from Pleuronectes platessa (European plaice), 2850 nucleotides. RefSeq names its product claudin domain-containing protein 1. NCBI's taxonomy places the organism in Eukaryota, Metazoa, Chordata, Actinopteri, Pleuronectiformes, Pleuronectidae. The record is from RefSeq and is a predicted model, not a curated record. The coding region runs from base 1 to 777 and encodes 258 amino acids. Gene Ontology annotation, cellular component: membrane. The transcript has 4 exons.